Parastagonospora nodorum SN15 is the source of this 1242-nucleotide messenger RNA. RefSeq lists its product as hypothetical. Gene Ontology annotation, cellular component: mitochondrial matrix. The record is from RefSeq and is a predicted model, not a curated record. Gene Ontology annotation, molecular function: L-glutamate N-acetyltransferase activity, acting on acetyl-L-ornithine as donor; L-glutamate N-acetyltransferase activity, acting on acetyl-CoA as donor. The coding region runs from base 1 to 1200 and encodes 399 amino acids. The transcript is spliced from 2 exons. NCBI's taxonomy places the organism in Eukaryota, Fungi, Ascomycota, Dothideomycetes, Pleosporales, Phaeosphaeriaceae. Gene Ontology annotation, biological process: L-arginine biosynthetic process; L-ornithine biosynthetic process.
AUGUCUCUCACUCGGCUGCACCCGCGACUCCUCUCGCGGACGAACCGAAUCUUUUCGUCGCAAAUCCGAUACUAUGCUGCGCCUGGCGAAGGUACAAUCCCCGCAGCCAAGAAGAAAUAUGUUCCAACGAGCGGUACAUACCCGCUUGGCUUCAAGGCUGGAAGCGCACAUGUUGGUGUGAAGGCAUCGAACACGCGUUUCGACGAUCUCGCUCUAAUCGCAUCGGACACGCCAUGCGCCGGUGCCGCGGUUUUCACCACCAACAAGUUCCAGGCGGCCCCCGUGACGGUCAGCAGGGAUAUGCUGAGGAAGAGGAAGGGUGAAGGCGUCAGGGCAGUCAUUGUGAACUCAGGCUGCGCCAAUGCCGUGACUGGGCGUGGCGGCAUUGAAGAUGCGAUAUCUAUGGGCCAAGAGACGGACCAAUGCUUUGUCAAGGACAACAAUGGCAAAGAUGACGGGAAGGAGUACCAUAUUGCCGGUAUGACCAAAGGUGCAGGCAUGAUCCACCCCAACAUGGCCACCCUGCUGGGGAUUAUCUGCACCGAUGCACCAGUUUCAGCAGGCCCACUACAGACAGCGCUUACCUCCGCCAUUACGAAGUCGUUCAACUCAAUCUCGAUCGACGGCGACACAUCAACCAAUGACACAGUCGCACUUCUUGCAAACGGAGCGGCAGGAGGCCAAUCCAUUACAUCAACCUCAUCCGAAGACUUCCAAGCUUUCCAGAAGACCCUAACGGAGUUUGCCAUCGAUCUUGCCAAGCUUGUCGUCCGCGACGGCGAAGGCGCAACCAAAUUCGUCACCAUCCGCGUCACGAACGCAGCCACGUACAAAGACGCGCACAAGGUCGCUUCGACGAUCGCCCGCUCGCCUCUCGUCAAGACCGCCCUAUACGGUAAAGACGCAAACUGGGGCCGCAUCCUCUGCGCCACCGGAUACGCUGAGGGCGUGGACUCAGUCAUCCCCGAGGAAACAAGUGUGAGCUUUGUGCCUACAGAUGGCAGUGAGGAGCUGAAGUUGCUCGUUCGCGGCGAGCCGGAGCAGGUGGAUGAGACUCGGGCAGCCAAGAUUUUGGAAGCUGAGGACCUGGAGAUUAAUGUGCGGUUGAGCGAGAACAAGGGUUAUAAGGAGGAGGCUGUGUUUUGGACGUGUGAUUUUAGUCACGAGUAUGUGACUAUCAAUGGGGAUUAUAGGACGUGAGGCGAAAUACACAAAAACGAAUAGAGUUUGUUCGAGCUUUUU